This is a messenger RNA of Cicer arietinum (chickpea), 677 nucleotides long. RefSeq names its product photosystem I reaction center subunit psaK, chloroplastic. Gene Ontology annotation, biological process: photosynthesis. The record is from RefSeq and is a predicted model, not a curated record. Gene Ontology annotation, cellular component: membrane; photosystem I. NCBI's taxonomy places the organism in Eukaryota, Viridiplantae, Streptophyta, Magnoliopsida, Fabales, Fabaceae.
CUUAUGUGGCUACCAUUAGAUUCUGUUUACAUGUUACAUCAUAUCUUUGUCCUUCAACAAUCAAAGGAACCUUGAAAAUCACUUGUUUGAGUAAAGUGGUAGUAGCUCAGAGAUAGCAAGAAAUUAAGAGAGAUUCAAAACACAAAUUUUAUUUUUCACUUUCCUCUCAUAGUUUUAACAAAUGGCAACUUCUAUGAUGACCACUUUCCCUCAAUUCACUGGUCUUAGACCACAAUUCUCGGCUUCUCCUGUCCAGGGUUUGGUGGCCGUCCAACCCAUGACAAGGCGCAAGGGGAAGGGUGCUUUGGGAGUUCGCUGUGACUUCAUUGGUUCAUCCACUAAUUUGAUUAUGGUGGCAUCUACAACCUUAAUGUUGUUUGCUGGAAGAUUUGGAUUGGCACCCUCAGCAAACAGGAAAGCAACUGCAGGACUAAAGCUUGAGACAAGGGACUCAGGCUUGCAGACUGGUGAUCCAGCUGGUUUCACUCUUGCUGAUACUUUGGCAUGUGGAAGUUUUGGCCACAUUAUUGGUGUUGGUGUGGUUCUUGGUCUUAAGAACAUUGGUGCUUUGUAAAAAAUGGAAAAAAAUACUAUGUUGUGAACUUGUGUUGUAUCUGUAAUCAGUUUUAAUGUACUUUUAUUUUUGUAUCUGAGACUUUACCUUUACUGUUUCUUAA